Molecule: messenger RNA, 1361 nt
Organism: Brassica oleracea var. oleracea
Lineage: Eukaryota; Viridiplantae; Streptophyta; Magnoliopsida; Brassicales; Brassicaceae
Product: probable polygalacturonase At3g15720
Exons: 6
Coding region: 1-1299 (432 amino acids)
Biological process (GO): carbohydrate metabolic process
Molecular function (GO): polygalacturonase activity
Source: RefSeq, a predicted model, not a curated record
AUGAACAAAUCGUUGUUGUUCUUCGUCUUUUUAUGCUUGCUUAUUCAAAUAAGCAAAUUAGGUUUCUGCCUAGAAAGAAAAGCUCAUAAUGGUAACAAUGGACUGAAACGCCAUGGAUUCAUAAGUGUCACUAGCUUCGGAGCUGUUGGCGAUGGGAAGGCUGAUGAUACUAAGGCAUUUCUUAAGGCAUGGAAAGCUGCAUGUAAGGGAGGAAUUAGAGGGAAGACAAAUUUUCUAGUGCCUCUAGGAAAAACCUUCAUGCUUAAGCCUCUUACAUUCGAAGGUCCCUGCAAGUCUUCCCCCAUCACCUUUUUGAUAGGAGGCAAUCUUGUUGCGCCGGGUUACACUUGGCAUGCGGGAAAUUACCCUGCGUGGAUAAGUUUUGGCAGUAUUAACGGUCUAGUUGUCACCGGAGGCGGCACCGUCAACGGUCGUGGUUCUGUGUGGUGGAGAAACGUUCAGCAUCGUCCCACCGCAAUGCAUUUCAACAACUGUAAUGGUCUUCACAUCUCUAACCUCCACCACUUGAACAGUCCUCGUAACCACAUAAGUCUAAGCUGCUCAGAGAACAUCAGCCUCUCGGGUCUAAACAUGACUGCGCCUGGUGAUAGUCCUAAUACGGAUGGUAUAGACAUAUCAAACUGUAGAGGAGUCGACCUACGUGACUCUGUUAUUGCCACUGGGGAUGACUGCAUUGCUAUCAACGGAGGUUCCUCUUAUAUCAACAUAACCGGCAUUUUUUGCGGCCCCGGUCAUGGCAUCAGCGUAGGAAGCCUUGGAGAAAAUGGACAUUUUUCAGCCGUUGAAGAAGUGAGAGUAAAGAACUGUACUCUGUCAAACACAAAGAACGGUGUCCGAAUCAAGACAUUCCAGAAUGGAUCAGGAUUCGCUCGGAAAAUCUCAUUCGAGGAUAUCAAAAUGGUGGCUUCAGAGAACCCUAUUAUCAUCGAACAGAACUACCACGACCGAGCCAAGAACGGAGACGUAAGCUUUGAAUACAGUAACUACCAAAGCUGUCGUGUAAAUCGCUUGUACCAGACUCUGUCCGGUUCUGGUAAUGGCAGAGGCGUGAGAGUGAGCGAUGUGCGUUACAGUAGAAUACACGGUUCAUCUGCGAGUAGUGAAGCCAUCACAAUGAACUGCGAUGCGAACUUGGGAUGUGUGGAUAUUGUGAUGGACCAUGUGGAUCUCGUUUCAGCUAAAUCAGGUCACAGGGUGUCUGCUUCUUGCAAGAAUGUUCAUGGGAAGUACUUUGAUUCUGAUAUUAGCUGUCAGAAAAAAGCAUUAGGGAGGUGGUGAUAUUGCCUUUUUCUCAUUGUGUAAUCCAUUAUUUUGAACUUGAAAGAACCAAAAAGAAACUA